AUGCAACUCGAGGAGAAGCGACUCUGUCUUGAGCAGCUAUUGAUUCCUGAGGAACUCAUCACGGAGAUCCUGUUACGUCUCCUGGUGAAAUCCCUUAUGCGGUUCAAGUUGGUGAGCAAAUCAUUCAACUCUCUCAUCUCUAGCCCCCACUUUGUGAAGCUGCACCUUCAUCGAUGCUUCCUUCCAAACGCCAACCCGCUCAUAAUAUUCUGUCCUCCAGAUGAUGACGUCGACGAAAUCGAAUAUUUGCCACUCAAAUCCUUACUCAAAACCCCUCCUUCAACCAUCUUGGACGAAUUGCAGUACUUGCCCGUCAAUUGGGAAGGCCCGCACAUUGUAGUAGGUUCUUGCAAUGACAAUAAUUGGAGACACACUGGUUGUUGUUUCCCAUCCAAUCUUACCACUCUUAUUGGCGAUUACAAAGGAGUUCACUUGAAUGGAACUCUUAACUGGUUAGCCAUUCUCAAAAUUUAUGAGGAUAAUUAUGAUUUUGAACUUCAUAAGUAUGAUUUUGAGUGGGACAAUGGCUCAUGCCUGAUUACUUCCUUUGAUUUGAAUAAGGAGGAGUUUGUGAGGUUGUUGUUGCCUGUUAUGCCCCACAAGUUCAGUGCUCCACAUCUUGGGGUUCUGGGUGAAUGUCUCUGUGUUUCUGUCGAUGACGGGCUAGACAAUUUUGUGAUUUGGCAGAUGAAGGAGUUUGGAGAUGAUGGAUCUUGGAUUAAAUUGCUCAGCAUUAAUUAUCAUCAAGACAUAAAACCUCGUGGCUUGCCGUUUCCCUUUGGGUUUGCUAAGUACAUGUUUGACAAUGGUGAUGUCCUCAUGCUGCCAGAAAAGUACCUCUACAACAAGAGAGAUAAUAGAUUGAGUCCUCUUAAAUUUAUAAAUAAUUUGUAUUUAUCCAGUGCCACAAUUUGCUGUGAAAGCUUGAUUUCACCUCCUUAA
Molecule: messenger RNA, 942 nt
Organism: Lotus japonicus
Lineage: Eukaryota; Viridiplantae; Streptophyta; Magnoliopsida; Fabales; Fabaceae
Product: F-box/kelch-repeat protein At3g06240-like
Exons: 1
Coding region: 1-942 (313 amino acids)
Molecular function (GO): protein binding
Source: RefSeq, a predicted model, not a curated record